AAAUCACGCACAAUUUGUGUUAAUGUAUAACUUAAUUUGAUUUAUAGUUGAUUUCGAGGAUACUAACUUACUUGCUGAAACAAAUAACACACCAAGAAUAGAGUAACACCUCAUACCCGUGAUGAUGCAAUAAGGAAAUGUGUCAAGUUGAUACAAAGAACAUUGCCCACCCUGUAUAUAAAAAGGAGACUUCCGCAUUGGAACAUUGGGAUCAUUUGGAGAAACAAGCCUAGAAUCAUCAUAAUCAUCAAUGUUCUAGAUCAUCAAAAGUACUACUCGCGCGAUCGAAGCUUCAAUUUAUCCUCAAGUGAGACACUGAUCGUUGGUUUGAUGAGAAUAUGACGUCGACUGAAUUCUCGAGGUUAAUCGACAUGUCAGGAGUGAAUCCCAAAGGGGGUGCAGCUACCAUCCAAAACGUUUCUAAAGAGAUGGCGGAGGUCCUGAGCUUCGUUGAUUAUGACACCAUGCAUAGACUGUGUAUGCUUCUUAACCCACCUGAUGUAUUCGGCAAUGACUGGCGAAUGCUUGGCGAUAAAAUGGGAUUUACAUUUCUCGAGAUACGUAAUAUUCAACAGCGCGAGAAAAAUCCGACACAGGCACUACUGUUGGUGUAUAAAACACGCACGGGUAAAGGUAACAAAGAACUACUUACUGACCUACAUGACUACACUUUAUCAAUGGGUCGAGAGGACUGCGUUACACUUCUAAAGCAUGCCUUGGAGGGUGAAGAUGGAGAUGAUUUGAAGAUCGAUAUGUCUGUGCUUACGUGUGGACAGGAUAGCAUUCUUACUGAACAAAUAAUAGAUGCUUCCGAGUUUUAUUACGGUCGGCUGUGCUGUUUAUUGUUGAAAGAAGGCACCGAGCAGAUCCGAAACUAUUUACUGAAUAACUUACCCUCUGGAUUUGACAACAUUUUCGAUGUGUUGCACAGCAAACGUUACAAAAUGCAGUUUCGCCUGCUACGGGAGAAAGAGAUACUGACACAAAAUCAGUUUAACACGCUAUACCCUCCAUCGUGUACGGCGGAUCCCUUCGUCUUUGACCAGGAAUUACUGUUCAUCUUGAUCAAACAUCUCAUCCCACAGGUCGACUUGGACUGGCGCAAGUAUCCACAAGAGGACAAGCUUAAACCAGAGCAUGACGUCAUCAGAUUGAGACAUCUACGUCAUCGGCUUAUACACAAAUCGAAAAGAGAUCUAAGCCAAAAUGAAUUCGACCAACUUUUCAGUGAACUAUCUCAGAUUUUAUUGAGAAUGGGACAAAGUCCGGAAUCCAUCAGCAAAUACAGUGAUCGCAUAUCAAUAUCUGAUAUACCAGACCUGAAGCAAGAGUAUUCCAAAGCGGUGGCACAGUUGAAGGAAGAAUUCAUCAGAACCACGAUGGCGGCAGACUUCACUCCAAACCGAAAGUUUAAUAGAUUUAUGAUUAUUAUCAUCCUCUGUUUCGUU
Messenger RNA from Owenia fusiformis, 1448 nucleotides. The record is from the annotation of a GenBank genome assembly. Lineage: Eukaryota; Metazoa; Annelida; Polychaeta; Sabellida; Oweniidae.